This is a messenger RNA of Phytophthora infestans T30-4, 2817 nucleotides long. RefSeq names its product protein kinase, putative. Gene Ontology annotation, molecular function: ATP binding; protein kinase activity. The transcript has a single exon. NCBI's taxonomy places the organism in Eukaryota, Oomycota, Peronosporomycetes, Peronosporales, Peronosporaceae. Gene Ontology annotation, biological process: protein phosphorylation. Bases 1 to 2817 code for a protein of 938 amino acids. The record is from RefSeq and is a predicted model, not a curated record.
AUGUCCAGCAGCGGCGACGCCAUCACGACCGAGGACUAUGGCAAUGUGGCGCUGCUGUACGGGAAACUGGUGGCGCAGGUCUUCUCCACGCUCACGAGCGCGUUCGUGGGCACGCGUCACAUCCUGCAGGUCGUGGCGCUAAAGAAGGAGAUUCGCGCUAGACGCCAACUACAGACGCCCAUGCUGGCAGCCGCUGAUCACCGACGGCGUUAUACAGGACGCAACUGUGAUCCUGCGCCUCCUACAGUCUUGAAUCUUUCGGACGGUGUGCCUCUUUCGAGUCAACAGAGCGGCCGCACCAGUGGCACACAGUCGAAUGCGUCAGAGGAAUACAGACGCAACCGCCAGGCCUCGUUUCUCGUAAGGGAAAGAGAGAAUGCGCUUUACGCACCCAUAGGCGGGCCAGAUCUUACGACAAACGAGAGCGACGACGAUCGCCCGCGAGUCUCCGUGGCGUCGAGGAUUCUACGCGUUAUGUGUAUCACAGACUUCAUCUUCUCCUUAUCCGGCGCCGUCGUGACGGCUGUGGAGCUCUGGGCGCCCGCAGCUGGCAGUAGCUUCCAGCUUACGUUCUGGGCUCAAGCCCCACACUGGUGCUCCCAGGUCGCCAGUUUCUGCUGGGUCGCCACCUUGGCUUUAUACAUCGCCAAGCACAGGAACCGAGCGAGUUUCGACGUCGCAAUCGCGCACGCAAUUAUCUGGAUGGUCGUGGUGUUUUAUUGGGUUCUAGAGCUCUAUUCGAGCUACUACGAGACGAAAGGCUUCGUGAAUGCCGCUAAAAUCAUCUGGAAAGUUAUGGCAGUCGGCUGCUUCCUUAUCAUCACCUUCUGCUGGCUGAAUUUCGCAAGACGGUGGAUGAAACAGGAGCGACGCAAAGGCGCUUACGUGGUGUCCAAGCUGGCGUCCUAUACGCUGGCGUUCUUCGUGUUCGUGGGGCCAAUUGUAGUCACCGACUUGGCUCUUGGUCUACACAGUUCGGGCGACGUCAUGGACACGUGUUCGGUGAUUCUAGCCAUGUGGCCCUUUGUGAACGCCGUCAUUUACCUCACCAAGCCGACGCUGUGUCUUAAACUCUUCCAGUCCAAGCCAAGCCGAGGUCAACAUGGACAAUACGACUCCGCUGAUGGACAAGGGAAUGGCCUCAACCGACUGGGAAGUCGACGCUUUAUGAGUGCCGGUAAUGGGUCCGCAGGUACUGCGAACGGUAUGGGAGGUGGCAAUUCUGGUGACACAGGGCAGAAGCUGCUCAUGUCGCCGUCGCAUCACGAGCUUAAGGGCCUAGAAAUCGGCGAUAAGAUCGGUGAAGGUGUGGCUGUGGUUUAUCUCGGUAAGUGGCGUGGGGCUAACGUCGCAGUGAAGAUGAAAGCGGUGCUGGCAGCGCUGGAGAGUGCAGCGGACCUUGCCGAGUUCCAGCACGCCUGUAACGUGGAGAUCCAGGCCGAAGCUGAAGUCAUGCGAGGCUUGUGUCACCCGAACAUCGUGUUGUUUAUGGAGGCUGGCUUCUAUCGAGGCUCGAUCUGUAUUAUUUCAGAGUACUGCGCUCGUGGAUCGUUGCGAGAUGUACUGAAACAACAAACGCCUGAUGUUAAGAACCUGAAUUGGCCAACGAAACUGCGUCUCGCACUGGGAAUUUCCCAUGGGAUCCAGUAUUUGCACAAUGCCAACCCGCCUAUGAUCCACCGAGACUUGAAGUCUCCUAACGUACUGGUGGAUGACUCGUGGCAUGCCAAGAUCGCGGAUUUCGGUACACUUCGCUUCUCAGAGAUUGUGUCAUCGGCAGCACAACUGCAGUCGUCUCAGAUCAACAAACCCAGGAGCUCAGCGAAGGUUCCUGUGGUGGAGAUGACGGGACUGGUGGGUACUACGCGCUGGAUGGCACCAGAAGUGAUGCGAGGAGAGCGCAUAUACACGAGUAAAGUGGACAUCUACAGUCUCGCACUUAUCUUGUGGGAGCUGAUCGAGGGCAAAUUGCCGUUUGAGAACACGCGAUGGAACCACGAGGUCGAGGACUUUGUGCUGAAAGGAGUUCGUCCUAAUAUCCGUGCGGAUCUCUGUCCACUGCGUUGGAAGCUGCUGAUUGUCACGUGUUGGCAAGCAGACCCGAGAGAACGACCGACUAUCCAGCAGGUUAUCAACAGUCUGCAGCGUAUUGGACGUGAGGAAGUGUGGGACCCCACUGGGCCUCGGUUUACAGGCGUUAGUCAGCUGGGUACGUCGAUGUCUUCUUCCAUGUCGCAGUCCAUGUCGUCGUCCUACCUCGAGUCGCCCCCUGCUGGGCCUAUUGGACGCAACUUCAGUCGACAUCCGGCUGCUCUGGACGAGAACCAUGAGAACGAGUCGGACUCUGAUGCGGAGAGCUUUGCAGAAGAGUUCUCGUACGUCCCAACGCUCGAUUCGCUCGCGUCUCCGGCCAUUCUGGGGGCGUCUGACGCUAGUUCCAAGAGCUCCAAGAGAUCACGUUCGAGAUCACGUCACGGCUCCAUGGAGACGUCUGCUAGCAGUCGCUUGAGUUGUGUGAGCACAACGAGCAGUACUGUGAGUAUGGGCGUCAACGACAGCGGCUACUUCGGCUCCAGUGGCCCUGGCAAGGACCCAAGCGCGAGUUCUAUCAGUGUUGGCACUCUCCAUGGCAGUACGAGUUCGUCAAUCAGUGGUCGCUCUCUGGGGGGGACGCCCAAGAUCAAGAAAAAGCGCCCCGAGUGGCGACGUCGCACCGACACCAUCCAGGAGAUGCAGCCGACGGAUCUAAUCAACGCGCCGCCGCACACGUUUGUCGAGUCUUCGCCGAAUGGAACGCCAUUCAUCGUCAAUAUUUAA